Messenger RNA from Misgurnus anguillicaudatus (oriental weatherfish), 3117 nucleotides. RefSeq names its product aurora kinase A- and ninein-interacting protein. The record is from RefSeq and is a predicted model, not a curated record. Gene Ontology annotation, cellular component: spindle pole; centrosome. Gene Ontology annotation, biological process: spindle organization. Lineage: Eukaryota; Metazoa; Chordata; Actinopteri; Cypriniformes; Cobitidae.
UAGUAAGGGUUGCCAAGGAUAAGCAAACAUUCCACAGUAUUGAAAAACGUGUUUUUUUACUCAUAAUAUGCAAUGUGCAAUUACUUUAUAGUAUAACAAUUCCUGUGUAAUUUUUUUAAUAUAAUUUAUCUUCAGAAACGCAGUAUCUCCAUAUAAUCCGAAAACAACCAAUGAUAGUAAUCUACUAAACCUAAAUGCGCGGUUUGGUUUAAUGUUGAAAGGAAGACUUGGCAACCAAGAGCUUCUUGAAUACUCGCGCGGGAACGACAACAGGAUGGCAACAGUAAACAAGGGAUCUCUAUAAGUGUGUCUUAGUAACUAAAAUAUGAAGUGCAGUUAGCAAAAGUUGAUUUUUACUCAAGUUCAGUUAAUUUUUAUUCGUUUCUUUAAUUUAAAUACGUGUGAUUUAAAUAUUUAAACGAGCCGUUUAUAAACCGAGUCUGGUUGUGCAUGGUCUGUAACAGUUACGUUACUGAUUAUUCUUAAAUCAAAAAAAUGAAAGGCACUACUAAGGGCACUAAAGUUAAACCUGCAGGAUCAGCUACAGAAGAGGAGUGUGGAAUAUGGCUUGACACAACUCAGUUAAAAGAGAAGAAACAACAGAAAAAGACUCCAAUCUCCAAACUACUAAAUCCAUUGGCAAAAUCAGGAGGAUACAAUGUGGCUGUCUCUUUGAACUUUACUCAAACUAAACUUAACAUGCCUAUCACUAAGCAGAGCACAAUAUCGUCUUUCUUUUCACCUAAACUUAGAGACUCCGAGCCAAGUGCCUCUCAUGAUGAGAUGUACACCUCCAUGCACACAGAGGCGUUAUGUGGUGUUAAACGAAAACAUGAGGCGACACUGGAGCCAUCUGGAACGUCAGACAUUUCAACAAGUCAAAAGUUUCAGGUCGAACAGAGGAACUGUGAUCUAGAUCAUGUGUCAGUGAUGGAAAUAAAAGAGCAGACUUUCCUCCACUUGAUGUGUGGUCACGCGUCAGACGAAGAAGAGCCACCAGAAAAGCGAAGAGUUUUUGCCAGUCGUGCAGAACACAAUGUGUUAGAGACACAGGAAUACUGGAAUGAAGAAGUAUCUUCCAAGAGUAGAAAUCCACAUAUUCAGACAAUUCCUGAAACUGAGACUCUUUUUUACAGGGAGUCCCAUCUCAUCCGAAAGCCCUCGGAGGAAGACUGUCAAAAUGUUCUUCAGUCUCCACAUCCGAAAGACUUUCAAGAGUUCCAGGAAAAACAUGUUUUGGGAGAUCAUAAUACCACUAUUCAGAGGUCUAUCUUAACUUCUAGGCCUAUCAAUGUAAACCACAAAAAACCAAAAGCUAAUACGGAUCAGGAACAAUUUCUGUAUAAACCUAAGGCUUCACCUGCGAAACUAAUCGGAAAAGAAAAUAGGCAGCCUGCAUCACCUAUUCACAACUCUCACCCAUCCCCUUUUAAGCGAAAUCUAGUAUUAAGUCCGGCAAAGCCCAGGUUAAAGGAGAAAUACACUCAUUCGGACACAGAGAUGUCAGGAGAUAGCCUCGCUAUGUUAUUCACUCAAGACUCGGAGGGUUUCUGUGUGAUUGCUCAUCGUGACCAACACCAGAGGAGCCCACUGAAAGACCACGGCAAUGGCUCUAACAACACAGAUUACUGGAAUAAUGCAUCCGCGAGGUCUUUAGAUAAGGAGGAAGAGGAAUCAGAUCUAGAAGCAGAGAUGCUUUUCACCCAAGACUCAGAAGGGAACGUGGUUAUCAAGCACUAACUUUAAACUGAUCAUUUUACAUCACGUAAAAAUGUGGCAUUAUGAUCCUAUGAAAUUGUUUUAAGUUGUUCUUUGGAAAACUGUGAUGUUUGCAUUUUUUAAAAGCUCUUUAUUUUAUGUAUAAUUUAGAUUAGUUAGAUUUUAGGUAUGAGAAUCUACUUAGAAACAAACAUUAGAGUUUUUUUUAAAGUUGUAAUUGAUACAUUUACCUCAAUAAUUAUUUAAAUGCAGAAAUAAACACCUGUCAAAGUCCAAGUAAGCCUAAAAAGUGCAGUGAUUUACACAUCACAAUUCCUAUUUCUCUAAGUCCUGUUGGCCACCAGAUGGCACAAUUAACUGGAUUUGCAUGUAGUGUAAGUGUAUACAGUAGUAGGUGUAUAAGGUGUUAUUGUUUGUCAAGUUGAUGUUAUAAUGCUCCUAAACUGAAUAAAUCAGAUUUAUGCUGACAAAUUUAUUAUGCAUUUAGAAAGACACUUGAACUGAAUUUCAACAUUUAUUAAGGUACAGGAGAUUGUAAAUGACAAUUACAGUACAAAUACAUCAUAAUGAGUUCACAAUUAUUUAAUUCAACCCAAUUUGUUAUCGUGAAAAUACUUUCUAAUGGUAAAAUACAAUUUAAGCACACAUACUGUAAAUUCCACCUUGUGUACUAAAUAUGCAAUCGGCUCACUAACAAAACAAAUGUGACAUAAUUCCUUUUAAGGACUUAAGAUUGCUACACAUUAACACAUGUUGGCAUACGGUCAAAAUGGUGUUCAAGACUUAUAAACAUUUAGGACAGGACAUUUAUUUCCCGGACAAGGUUUUAAUUAAUCCAAGAGUAGACCUAGAUAUCUUAGGAGAUUUAAGUAGUUUUUUUUUAUAAACAUGCCUUACAAUAAAACUUUACCGGGGUCCAUCUUAAGACAAAACAAUGUCACUGAUAUACUUUAAGAUAUGCCAGUGCAAGCUGAUUUUUUUAAACUAACAUUUUAGUCUUGGACUAGAUUUAAGCCCUGUCCGGGAAACUGCCAUUUAAUGUGCAUUUAUAUAGACAAGAGUGCAAUAUAAGUACAACUAGGAAACAGUUUUGUACAACUUAAAUUUGAUUGCAGGCUAUACCCAAUUAUUCGAUUUAUUUAGGUUAUAGCAUACGCCUGUCAAUGUAAAUCUGGAGGAAAUUUCAGAAAUGCCGGACAAAAUUGAGCGUGCUGUUUUAAAACGAUAUUAAAGUAAUAUAAAAUCUUAUAAAAAUAUCCUCAGAGGCACUCAUUCAUUUGCAGAUCAUUUUCACACACUAAGAGUAAAGAGUGUUUUGAUUUAAAUAAUUCCCAUUGACAUUUCUGCUUACAGUUCCAUUUGAACACAACAUUUCCAUUUAAUUUACCUAAACAAAAA